Molecule: messenger RNA, 1737 nt
Organism: Carcharodon carcharias (great white shark)
Lineage: Eukaryota; Metazoa; Chordata; Chondrichthyes; Lamniformes; Lamnidae
Gene: utp3
Product: UTP3 small subunit processome component
Exons: 16
Coding region: 34-1539 (501 amino acids)
Biological process (GO): maturation of SSU-rRNA from tricistronic rRNA transcript (SSU-rRNA, 5.8S rRNA, LSU-rRNA)
Cellular component (GO): nucleolus; small-subunit processome
Source: RefSeq, a predicted model, not a curated record
AAUAGGCUGGUAACUGGGAUAAGCGGCCUGGGAAUGGGAGCUGGGAAGAGGGAAAGGAGAAAGGCCGGGAGCUGGGGUAGGGGAGAAAGGUUGGGGAAUACUGGGGGAUCCAGUAGGAAAAAGCCCAAGCAACAGCAGCAGAUAGAGGAUGACAGCGAUGAUCCUCAGACAUACAGCAAAUUGCCAAAUCCAAAUAUUAACUCUUCAGAAUAUUUUAACGAUGACGUGGAUGAAUUUCAUGAAAAGAAGCUCCAGAAGCUGCUGGCUGAUGGAGUCAUGCUGGAUAGUGCGAAUGAAGACUCUGAGGAUGAGGAAGAGGUGAUGCCCUUGGAGAUUCCUGACUCUGAGGAGGAAGAUGAAGAUGAGGAAGAUGUUGACAUGGAUAGUGACCUUGAGGGCAAAUUGGAGGCUGGCCUCCCCAAUGAUUUGGCCUGGGGCCAGAAGAAAGCAGCAUAUUACAAUACAGACUAUGUCGACGAGCUUCCACGUGGUAAGGGCCAGGCAGAGGCACUGGCAGAAGCUGAGGAGGAGGAACAAGAGGCUUUGAAUAUUCAGAAACGUUUGGCUGAGAAUCUCACAGAGGAUGACUUUGGACUUGACCUUAUUCAGGCAUUUGCCCAGGAACAGGAGGCUGAGAGAGAGCCAGAAAAGGAUCUGAAAAUCAAAAAGGAUUUGAAGAAAAUGUCCCAUAAAGAACAGAUGAAACUGCUGAAGAAAGAGUCACCAGAGCUUCUGGAACUCAUUCAGGACUUCAAAGCGAAGCUUGCAGAAUUGAGGGAUGAGCUGCAUCCACUGAUGGAGAUGGUGCAGAGUGGGAAAAUACCUGCAGGGAAGGGUGCCAACUAUGUGCAGACCAAGUACCACCUGUAUUUGAACUACUGCACAAACAUUAGUUUUUACCUGAUACUGAAGGCAAAGCGGAUCCCAGUGCACAAUCACCCAGUAAUUGAGAGACUGCUCACCUACAGAAAUCUGAUCAAUGACUUGGUUGGAGUAGGUGAGAAGCUGUCACCUGAAAUCCAACAGCUUUUGAACCCGGUUAGUCAAGAGCAUGGAUCAGUUGCGGAAAAAGAUCAACUCGCCUCCGAGGUGAAGAAAGCCCAGAAUCAAUUGAGCAAACAAGCUAAAGCUGAACAAAGGGCAGAAGAAAAGGUCACUGAUCAGGAAGUCUCUGGGGACUCCGAAUCUGAUGCGGAUGAAGAAGCAGCAUUCCAAUAUUAUAAGGAAAUGGAGGAGAGGCUGACACACAAGAGAAAGCAAGCUCAACUGAACAGCAAUGAGGACAGUGCUGUGGUAAAGGAAGUGCUUGGUCCAGAUGGAAAGAGAAAGAUCACGUACCAGAUCGCUAAGAAUAAAGGUCUCACGCCCAGGAGGAAGAAGAUUGAUCGUAAUCCCCGAGUGAAGCACCGAGAGAAAUUCAGACGUGCUAAAAUACGAAGAAAGGGCCAGGUACGUGAAGUCCGUAGAGAGGAACAUCGAUAUGGCGGUGAGCUGUCUGGUAUCCGUGCCGGAGUUAAGAAGAGCACCAAGCUUCAGUGAUCUUGCUGCCUCCUGUCAAACAUCUGCAACUUGGAAGCCAGGGGCGUACCCACUCUGCCUCUUUGUGAUAUACUUAUAGAGUUCAAUAAAUAAUUUGUACAUUUUUACUGUGCUUAUGAUUUAUUGAUAAAGCAGAUGUAUUGAUAAGUGGACUCAUGGGGCUUGUAAUUACAGGCUAUUAAAAUAUAUUUACACCUA